AUGGUCUUGAACAUCAAGGGCAUCGACUACAAGACACAAUGGGUCGAGUACCCGGAUUUAGUCCCCACGCUCAAAGCCCUUGCGCAACAUGCCCUGGUCAAACCCAUCAUCUUCCACCUCCUCCCCAAAGUCCCGAAGAACCUGCUGAGUGAAGUCUCAGCGGAGUACUUCAACCUCACGCGCGAGGAGAGCUUCGGCAAGCCCCUGCCGCAGCUAGAAGCCGAGGCAAAGGAGGAGGCAUGGGAGGAGAUGAAGCCUAUUGCGAAGGAUGUUGGGGAUUUGCUUAGGGAGAAGGGGGCCGUUCUUUUGGGGAGACGGGUGAGUUUUGAUUGUGAGUGA
Didymosphaeria variabile is the source of this 339-nucleotide messenger RNA. RefSeq lists its product as uncharacterized. The record is from RefSeq and is a predicted model, not a curated record. Bases 1 to 339 code for a protein of 112 amino acids. Lineage: Eukaryota; Fungi; Ascomycota; Dothideomycetes; Pleosporales; Didymosphaeriaceae. The transcript has 2 exons.